This is a messenger RNA of Stylonychia lemnae, 441 nucleotides long. NCBI's taxonomy places the organism in Eukaryota, Ciliophora, Spirotrichea, Sporadotrichida, Oxytrichidae. The record is from the annotation of a GenBank genome assembly.
AUGGAAGACCCACAAUCAAAGAAGGGAGCCAAGAAGGGAGCAAAGAAAAUCACUAAGGCUGAUAACGAUGAUUCAACUGCUGGAGAACUCUAAUUUGGAGGAAAUAUGGAACUAGUUAACUUCGGAGGUGGUGCCACUAAUGACGAACUAGGAGAGGAAUUCAAUGAUAAAUAAAGAGAGCCAAACGUAAUCCAUUUACAUUAUCAACAAAGAACUGCCCGUAAAUGUUUGACUAUCAUCUAGGGAUUACCAGACGACUUGGACUACAAGAAGAUCUUGAGAGCAUACAAGAAGUUAUUCAAUUGCAGUGGCACUAUAGUCGAGGAUGAAGAGAUGGGAACCGUCAUUCAGUUACAGGGAGAUAAAAGAAAGGAUGUUGCCAAGUUCUUACUUGAGGAAGGUAUUGCUACCAUUGAAGAAAUCAAAAUUCACGGUUAUUGA